Triticum aestivum (bread wheat) is the source of this 1598-nucleotide messenger RNA. Its product is annotated as sulfite exporter TauE/SafE family protein 3. Gene Ontology annotation, biological process: protein ubiquitination. The transcript has 12 exons. Gene Ontology annotation, cellular component: Cul4A-RING E3 ubiquitin ligase complex; membrane. The coding region runs from base 29 to 1420 and encodes 463 amino acids. NCBI's taxonomy places the organism in Eukaryota, Viridiplantae, Streptophyta, Magnoliopsida, Poales, Poaceae. The record is from RefSeq and is a predicted model, not a curated record.
CCUUUGGGGUUUCCGGCGUGGGCGUGAAAUGGGAAGGAAAUGGCACGCGGUCGCGGUACUGACCAUAACGUACAUUGUGGCCACCACAGCCAUUGGGGCCACUGACAAAGGCCUCUCCAUCGCCGGCACCGUUGCAGCAGCGCCGGACGAAGCGAGCUCCCUGCAAAAGCUGGCCAGCUUGGACGGAACCAUCCAUCAACACGUGUGGCCGCCCUUGAAUGCUGGAUGGCGAACUGUGUUGGGGUCAUUCGUUGGAUUCUUUGGGGCAGCGCUUGGUAGCAUUGGCGGGCUAGGUGGAGGUGGGAUCUUCGUGCCGAUGCUGACGUUGAUUGUUGGUUUCGAUACCAAGUCGGCGACUGCGAUGUCAAAAUGUAUGAUCACGGGAGCUGCUGUUUCAACCGUGUACUGCAACCUCAAGCUGAAACACCCAACUUUGAACAUGCCAAUGAUAGACUAUGAUCUAGCCCUGCUCAUACAACCCAUGCUCAUGAUGGGGGUCAGCAUUGGGGUUAUUUGCAAUGUGAUAUUCCCCGACUGGCUUGUCACAGUUCUCUUCAUCGUCCUUUCUCUAGUUACUUCAACUAAAGCUUUUCUGAAGGGUGUUGAAACAUGGAAGAAAGAGGCACUAAUAAUAAGGGAGGCAGCGGCGAAAAAAUCAAACCAAUCUGGUGAUCGAAUUGAGUACACACCGCCUACCGGAUCCGAUGCCAUAGCAGAGACAAGACUCCCCUCGGAUGAAGCGGUAUCCAUUUGGAAGAACAUUUACUGGAAGGAGUUUGGACUCCUUAUCUUUGUUUGGGCAGCAAUCCUUACACUUCAAGUCGCCAUGAACUAUGUGGAAACUUGCUCCACUUUGUACUGGGUUUUCAGCCUACUCCAGAUCCCAGUGUCGGCUGGAGUGUCCAUAUACCAGGCAGUAGGUUUGGUGCAGGGAAAGAGGGUGAUAUCAUCAAGGGCAAAUACACAGACUAGCCUAAAAUCCCAUCUAGUGUUGAUAUGCUUCUUUGGUGUCACUGCUGGUGUCCUCGGCGGUCUUCUUGGCCUCGGUGGAGGCGCAAUCAUGGGGCCACUUUUCUUGGAGCUUGGUAUUCCUCCACAGGUCUCAAGUGCUACAGCCACCUUUGCAAUGAUGUUUUCAUCAUCCAUAGCCGUCAUAGAGUACUACCUCCUGAACCGGUUCCCUAUACCAUAUGCUCUCUUUUUCACAUGUGUGGCAUUCAUUGCUGCAAUCAUUGGUCAGCUCGUUGCAAGGAAACUGAUAAACUGGUUAGGAAGGGCAUCAUUUAUCAUCUUCGUGUUGUCCUUCAUGAUCUUCAUUGGUGUGAUUCCUCUAGGUGGAGUCGGUAUCUUAAACAUGAAGCACAAGAUGGUGCGGCACGAGUACAUGGGAUUUCAGGACAUUUGCAAGUCUGAUGCAUAGGAAUAUGCAACUUGAAUGCAUGCGACCAGUGUGAUGAAUUGUGCAGUUUGAGUGGAUGGAAUAGAUGCCAAAUUAAACCAAUGGGAUGGAAGAUCAAAAGUUCAUCACCUAAUGUAAUCAAUGAUUAUAUGCCGAUCAUACUUUAGUUACUAGAGUAUAUAUAUCCUGCAUUCACACA